Cucurbita pepo subsp. pepo (vegetable marrow) is the source of this 2999-nucleotide messenger RNA. Its product is annotated as E4 SUMO-protein ligase PIAL2. Lineage: Eukaryota; Viridiplantae; Streptophyta; Magnoliopsida; Cucurbitales; Cucurbitaceae. Gene Ontology annotation, biological process: protein sumoylation. Gene Ontology annotation, molecular function: zinc ion binding; SUMO ligase activity. Gene Ontology annotation, cellular component: chromatin. The record is from RefSeq and is a predicted model, not a curated record.
UACGGGCCAGUUACGGAUUUCCCCGCCUCCGAGUUUGCUGAAGCUUCGUUCAUACAGGUGGAGGGAAGGGGUUUUGCUCCGGUGAGCGGCUGAAAAUGGGUACACCAUUGCCGUAUGAGAUGUACUUGAAUAGAAUUUCCUUGUACAUUGAUGGCAUAACUUCGCACGUCAACCGUACCGAUCAAAUCGACCCUGUCUAUUUCUGCAAUCUCUGCUUUUCCCUUGCCAGAUGUAUUGACUUUGCAAUUGCAAACAACUUUGUUCCAUCUAAUGUUCACGGCUUACCCAGUCUCUUGAAACAGAUGUAUCAGAAGAAACAUUCUCAUCGUUUAAAAGCAGCAGUCAUGGUGCUCAUGAUAUCCACCAAGAAUGCUUGCAAGGUGAGAUGGUUUUCAGAAAAGGAGGCAGAGGAACUCUACAGUCUUGCUAAUGAGAUUGGUAGUGAUUUCUUUGGAGAUACUAAUACUGGACCAAAUAAUUCCCUUACCACGAUUACUGCAGUUAUGGAAAGAUUUUUUCCGCACUUGAAGCUCGGCCAGAUUGUUGCGGAUAUGGAAGUUAAGCCUGGUUAUGGAGUGUUUGCUACAGAUUUCAAUAUUUCAAAGACAAUGCAGUUAUCACAGCAGGAGAAAAUACUACUGUUUGUUGCUCAAAAGGAUAAUACUGAGACGUCUGCUUGCAUAAUCAGUCCUCCACAGGUUAACUUUCUUGUCAAUGGGAAGGGAGUCAAUGGAAGGACAAAUAUAUUCAUGGAUACUGGGCCACAGCUUCCAACGAAUGUUACUCAUAUGCUUAAAUUAGGAGCAAAUCUUCUCCAAGCGAUUGGUAACUUCAAUGGUCAUUAUGUUAUAGCAGUUGCCAUUAUGGGUACUGCACCACUGCCUGACUCCUCGGUGCUGCAAGAUUAUGUACAGACGGUUGUGUCUACUGUGGAUCCAGAUUCUGAUAUAAUCGAGGGCCCAUCACGAAUAUCGCUUAAUUGCCCCAUAAGCUAUACCCGAAUCAAGGUUCCUGUGAAAAGUCGUUCUUGUAAACAUCUUCAGGUGAGCAUUUCCUGCCAUGGCAUCUGGAAGUGCUUUGAUUUCUACAACUUUAUUGGCAUAAAUUCAAGAAGACCAUCCUGGCGAUGUCCACAUUGUAAUCAGUACAUUUGCUUUUUGGAUAUUCGUGUUGAUCAAAAUAUGUUGAAGGUCAUUAGAGAAGUGGCUGAGAACGUUACUGAAGUGAUUAUCUCAGCAGAUGGAUCAUGGAAGGCCAUACUUGAUAAUGGGGAUGGUCGGCCAUUGGAUGAUUCUCUUAACCUUCAGAAUGAAAGGGAUCAAGAGUCUACUGUUCCUGUUGUGUUAGAUCUUAUUGAAGUUGAUGAUGAUAUUAACAUCUGCGAUUUGGAGAUUGAAGACGAAAAACCUUGUCUUGGUAACAAAAACUUUGCGGCUGUCUUGGACGAUGACUUUUGGUCUGGAAUAGAUACUGAUAGGAUUUUAACCUCAAGUGCUAGGACAGAUGCUCCAAUUGGUAAUAACCCGCCUGCACCUAAUUUUGCUGGCCAUAUGCAAUCGGCUGUCUUGACUAAUCCUGUUACACCUGUCCUUAACAACCAUGGUGCGGGGGUUCCAGGGCAUGUCAUCUUUUCGUCUCCUGCAUUGUAUGAUCAAAACAAUUUGCAGAGUCAAGCUUUGAAUUCAAAUGAAAACAGUGAGUACGGGAGGACGACAUCAAUAGCGAGACCCCUAAGCAGGAUGCCGACUACAGCUCAAGCCUUUCCUUCUCCGUCCCAAGCAUCAGGUCAGCAGUAUAGUUCAAGAACAACAACCAUUUCCUCAGCUCCUCAAGUCGGACCAAGUAUUCCAACUAACAGAGAUGUUUUAAAUACAAUAUCUCGUGAUUCAGAAAGGAGCCAACAAUUUCCGAGACGUCCUGGAGAUUCACAUCAUGCAACAAACCUAGCUCCCUUUCACCACCCACCAACCUUGCAGAAUCGGGAUCCUCUGGAUCAUUCCUUCACUCCUGGUCAGUCUGUUCAAGCAUCGACUGCUUUAAGGCCAUCCAGGGGGCUAUUAACAGAUUUCCAGAAUCCUCACCUUCAGCAAGCGCUCAAUUUAAGGAUGUCCCAACUCCGGAAUCAGAAUCCAAGCAAUAAUGUCCGGCCAUCACUACCAUUCUUAAGAGCUAUGAGUCAAGUAGGAGGUGGCUAUAGUGGACCUUCUUAUGCGGCUGUAACACCUAAUAGUCAAAAUGCAAGAAUGAUGGUUGCUUCCCAGCGAGCUGAGCUGAUGAGACAAUCUUCAGCUAUGUCAUUACAAAAUCAAACUUUCAGAUCAGCCCAUUCUCUCCAAACAACUCCUGAUGGGCUUAGGAUGCCAGCUGCUGGGGAGCUGAGAAAUGUUGGAGGAAUGUCUCAAUCUGUUACCCCGGCUGCGGGUUUGGUAGAUCCAUCAUCAGAUCUGAACUGGCAGCCCUCAGGUCGAAUGCGUGGCAGUCUUUCUGGUCGAGCCUUUUCUGAUGCCCAUGGCCACUUAAUUAUCCACCCAACUCAAUCUGUACAGUCUGCUCGACCUCCAUCUAACUCGACUCCUACUCAACCCAGUGCUCCCUCAACGCAGGCUCAAGGCUCCAAUGGAUUGGAUACACUGGUUCCAAGGACAAGAUAAUACAUGUUGAAGAAAUUCCUUGCUCUUACAAGUAUUGAGUGUAUGCCCAGGUGUUCUUCCGUUACCUUUGGCUCUUUUGUCACGCGAGUAAAGAUAUACCACGCCCCCAUUUUGUCCAUUGCAUAUCAGUUGUAAAGUCUUUCAUGUAAUUAGCUUCCAUUAUAGUAUAAAACAUAGGUAUAGAUUUUUUCGUGGAGCGUGAAGAUUUGAACUUCACGUGCCAUAUAAUCCAGUAAAGCUAUGCUUAGGUUGCUGUAGUUUUAUCGGUCAUAAAUUACAAUAUGUUACGAGCCUAACAAUUUAAAGUUUGCACGAUUCUUUGGUAAUUCUAUUUGGUUUUCAUACUCG